Ahaetulla prasina is the source of this 908-nucleotide messenger RNA. RefSeq lists its product as uncharacterized. Gene Ontology annotation, molecular function: nucleic acid binding. Bases 21 to 908 code for a protein of 295 amino acids. Lineage: Eukaryota; Metazoa; Chordata; Lepidosauria; Squamata; Colubridae. The transcript has 3 exons. Gene Ontology annotation, biological process: DNA integration. The record is from RefSeq and is a predicted model, not a curated record.
GUUAUGUGUGGUGGCCCUUGAUGGACAAGGAAAUUAGCGACAGGGUAGGGAAAUGCCAAGCCUGCCAGGAGUCAAGGCCACUACCCCCUACGGCCCCAAUCCGAGAGUGGGAGAAACCCCAGGGGCCAUGGUCUAGGAUUCACAUCGAUUUUGCCGGCCCAUUCCACGGGCAAACCUUUCUAGUGGUAGUAGAUGCCUACUCCAAAUGGCUAGAAAUCAUCCUCAUGAGAUCCACGACGGCCGAGUCAGUGAUCUCAGUCCUGAGGCACCUAUUUGUAACCCAUGGGUUGCCCGACACCCUAGUUUCCGACAACGGCCCGCAAUUCACGGCAACCCAGUUUGAGGGGUACUUGGCGGAGGAGGGCAUCAGACAUGUCCUCUCGGCGCCUUUCCACCCGGCGACGAACGGACUUGCAGAACGUUUCGUUCGGAGCGCAAAAGAAGCAUUAUCCAGGAUAAGGCCAGGCGAUUGGCAAACAAAAAUCGAUACCUUCCUAGCCGUCCAACACAGAACCCCCUGUGUGACAACUGGCCGCAGCCCGGCGGAACUAUUGAUGGGCAGGAAGCUCAGGUGCCCAUUUCAGGAUGCAAAGCAGGAAUCAAGACACAGAGGUUGUGGAUCUGAGGUUGGUGUAGUUGUUCCAGCCACAAAGCAGCUGCUGACAGCUGCUGUAGUAGAGCCUACUCAUAGAUGUUGCUCAGUUGGGGCAUUCACACUUUGGCUUUUUGAGAAACCAAGCAGAGCAUUUCUCCUUGACUCUCCUGUGUUCCCAAGGGAAGAGGAAAAGAAACUUUUCAAGCCUUCAAAUGAACCCAUUUGCUACUGCAGUUGCUACUACUGGGCCAAUGAGAAUUCUGUGACAGGGAUUGAGAAAUUCAGAUCUGAGCCAGAGAAAUACCAUCUGUAA